Molecule: messenger RNA, 648 nt
Organism: Chinchilla lanigera (long-tailed chinchilla)
Lineage: Eukaryota; Metazoa; Chordata; Mammalia; Rodentia; Chinchillidae
Gene: Hbb
Product: hemoglobin, beta
Exons: 3
Coding region: 70-513 (147 amino acids)
Biological process (GO): hydrogen peroxide catabolic process; oxygen transport
Cellular component (GO): blood microparticle; haptoglobin-hemoglobin complex; hemoglobin complex
Molecular function (GO): peroxidase activity; heme binding; haptoglobin binding
Source: RefSeq, a predicted model, not a curated record
CAGGACCAACUGCUGCUUACGCUUGCUUCUGACACAGCUGUGUUUACUAGCAACCCAGAAACAGACACUAUGGUGCACCUGACUGGUGAGGAGAAGGCUGCCGUGGCCGGCCUGUGGGAGAAAGUGAACGUGGAAGAAAUUGGUGGUGAGGCCCUGGGCAGGCUGCUGGUUGUCUACCCAUGGACCCAGAGGUUCUUUGAGACUUUUGGGGACCUGUCCUCUGCUUCUGCUAUUAUGGGCAACCCUAAAGUGAAGGCUCAUGGUGCGAAGGUGCUGAACUCCUUCAGUGAGGGCCUGCACCACCUGGACAACCUCAAGGGCACCUUCGCUAAACUGAGUGAGCUGCACUGUGACAAACUGCACGUGGAUCCUGAGAACUUCCGGCUCCUGGGUAACAUGAUUGUCAUCGCUCUGGCCCAUCACUUCGGCCCGGAAUUCAACCCUGCUGUGCAUGCUGCCUUCCAGAAGGUCGUGGCUGGUGUGGCUAAUGCCCUGGCUCACAAGUACCACUGAGCGUUCUUUUCUGCCCUCCACUUCUUGAAGAAGGUCUCUCGGUCCCCUGAGAACAAUUACUAAAUCCAGGGGAAAUUAUGGAGUUCCUUGAACAUCUGGCUUCUGCCUAAUAAAGAACAUUUAUCUUCACUGCAA